AAGCAGCUUUCUAGCUAGAAGCAAUUACUUGCAAUUUUUCCCCGGCCCAAUUGUUGUCCACAUCGUCAGAAUUCACAUAGAAGGAAACAACAAUAAGGCAACAGCAGCGCUGGCCAAAGCAUCAAGCACCCAUUUUACCAAAGAAUCAAAUUAUUCUCUUGGAAAUCUCCCCAUAUAUAUAUAUAUAUAUAUAUAAAUGCUUAUAUAUGAUUGAUUGCACUCCGUAUCUUACACUCGUACGUAAUAUAUAUCCAAAGGCCCAGCUUGAAAGAGAUUAAUGAUCAACAACGAAGUGAGGAAGAGUAGUAGUGUUGUUAAUAAUGGGCAUGCAAGCACCCAGCUCAUGAAACCUCACUUCGUUCUGGUUCCGCUGAUGGCCCAGGGACACAUGAUCCCCAUGGUUGAGCUGGCGCAGCUGAUAGCGGGUCGCGGAGGCGGCGUGCUGGUUACUCUCAUAACCACACCCUUGAACGCGACGAGAUUGAAGACCACAAUGGAUCGGUUUAAUAGGUCAGGACUGGCAAUCCGGUUGGUGUCAUUGCCAUUCCCAUGCAAAGAAGCCGGCCUCCCUGAGGGUUGUGAGAACAUCGACGUCAUAGCCUCAGCGGCCCUCGCGGUCAACUUCUUUAAGGCCACCAGCCUCAUGAGACAACCACUGGAAACGUACCUACGAGAGCACAAACACUACCCAAGCUGCAUAAUAUCCGACUCAUGCCAUCCUUGGACGUGGGACGUAGCACGCAGCCUCCAGAUCCCACGGUUCACUUUCUUCAGCAUUUGCUGCUUCACUCUCUUGUGCACACACAACAUCGCUUCUCACAAUGUGUUUGACACCAUAACAAGCGAGAGGGAGCCUUUCUUGGUGCCAGGCCUGCAGGAUAGGAUUGAAGUGACCCAGGAGCAGGCGCCUGGUUUCUUCUACGGGGAUCUGUGGGUGAAACUCCGGGAGGAGAUCAGAGCUGCUGAUAAAGCAGCGGAAGGAGUGGUGGUGAACACCUUCCGUGAGUUGGAGCCAUGGUACGUGGAGAACUACCAGAAAGCCAUGGGAAAUAAGGUAUGGACUCUGGGUCCUUUCUCGCUUUGCAACAAGGACGUCAAUCAUAUGACAGCAAGAGGGAAUGAUGCUGCCAUCGAUGAGAACAAGUGCAUGAGAUGGCUUGACUCCAUGAAGCCCAGAACGGUCGUGUAUGUCAGCUUUGGUAGCCUGACGUUCACGUCGCCUUCGCAGCUCAUGGAGGUGGGGUUGGGGUUGGAGGCCUCGCAACAGGCGUUCAUCUGGGUGAUCAAAGAGGUGGAGCUGUGCCGGGAGAUGACCGAGUGGUUGGGAGAGGCCGGGGGUUUUGAGGAGAGGGUGAAGACCAAAGGUCUAAUCAUCAGGGGAUGGGCGCCCCAGAUGAUGAUACUGUCUCACCCGGCCAUUGGAGGAUUUGUGACGCAUUGUGGUUGGAAUUCAUUGAUGGAGGCCAUCUCCAUGGGCUUGCCUGUGAUAACAUGGCCGCAUUUUGCUGAUCAGUUCCUUAAUGAGAGGUUCAUUGUGGAAGUGCUGAGAACUGGAGUGCCAGUAGGAGUUGAUGUUCCAGUCACCUGGGGUCUGGAAACCUCUCAUGUUUAUGUGACGAGAGAUGGCGUAGAGAAGGCCAUGAGGAGUUUGAUGGAUGGUGGCGAAGAAGGAGCACAGAGGAGGGAGCGAGCGAGGCAAGUUUCAGUGACGGCCAAGAAGGCAAUGGAACAAGGGGGAUCAUCGUACGAGAACAUAACCAUGUUCAUGCAACAAUUCUCACACCAUCCUCCUGCUGCUCCUCCUCCUGCUGCAGUAUGAUCGAUCUCUUCUUUAAUUGCAUGCCCUAUAUAUAUAUAAUAUAUGGUGUCAAUUACAAAUAAUUCAUUCAUAACCUGGAGUGGAGCUGUUUGUCAUCAUCAGUACCAUUUUGGAAAUGUGAUCAGCGAUGCACUCAAGGAUGCAUGAUAGUCCAACUUGUAAUUACAAGUUCGGAAUUGAAUAUCCCAUCCAAACUCCCAAA
Dioscorea cayenensis subsp. rotundata (Guinea yam) is the source of this 2021-nucleotide messenger RNA. RefSeq names its product UDP-glycosyltransferase 73C1-like. Lineage: Eukaryota; Viridiplantae; Streptophyta; Magnoliopsida; Dioscoreales; Dioscoreaceae. The transcript has a single exon. Gene Ontology annotation, molecular function: UDP-glycosyltransferase activity. The coding region runs from base 278 to 1819 and encodes 513 amino acids. The record is from RefSeq and is a predicted model, not a curated record.